GCACACACUCCCGAUGUGCCGCUCUUCUUCUUUGUUGAAGACUUGCCAGGCCCGGACGGCGACUUCAACGGCCUCUUCGACAACUAUACGGCCGACAAUGAGGGCGAGCCCGAGGACUCCAUCGUGCGCCUGUACUUCCCCCACAUGGACGUCUGCGAUGGCGGGUCAGGCGGCGGCAUGCUGUACCACCAGGCCCGCCACCUCGCCUGUUUCUUUGUGCACCCAGACGACACCGAGUUUGCGUUUCCAAUGGACGAACGCCGGCACAACUGGCAUCCCCUGGAGACCAUCCUCUCCAACUGGAUAACCCUGAUCCACCUCGGCAAGGUCGUCGCCUCCCCGACCGACCAACCACCCCUCUACGGCGGUGUCAAGGUCGGGAAUUGGGAGUGGCGGCCGUAUGGCGAUGGCCAGAUAGCGGGGUGCGUCGCGGCGUGGGAUCGGCUCUGUGACGCCAUAGAGGUACGUCGUCGACAGAGCCGCGGCGCCAGGGUCGACGACUCGGAUGACAACCAUCCCAGGGAGCCCUUGCUGACGCCUGAGGCCAUGGACGCCGCCAAAAUCCCGGAUCCCUCUUUCGCGCGCGCCUUCCUGGGCCUCGCCCACCGUCCCCGGCACAUCCGCCAGAUCGCACCGGGGCUCUCUCUCCCUCCUGCGGAUGCGGCUGCUUUCGCCGCCGCCCAGCCCUUCACCCACCUGCCUCGGAGGGUGCGGGUGCCGCAGUGGCACGGCAUGGACCGCGAAGACAUCGUGCCGCCCGUGUAUAUCUUCUUCAGCGACGCGGGCGCUCCGCAGGUCGACGUGUCAGGCCGGCGGUCCUCGUUCCGCCUCUACUGGGGCGGCGGUCGCGGCAUCGUGCCAGACGGCAUCCCACUCCCGUCUCGCGUGCCACCGGGUGUUUACAACGAGUGCGUCGUGCGGUCCGACCUAGAUGCGACUGAGGAAGGGUUCCGGCUGCCGCUGCCGUUUCGCCUGUAUGGCGCGCGCUUUAGCAGUGGGGACGAGAUGAAGGAUACGGUGGCGGAUGAGCUGUUCCAGCAUGGGUUCAAGCCUUUCGGGGGACACCCACACCGGCCUCAGCGUCUGGAACGGCUGUUGGACCACUGGGCAAGCCUGGUCGAGCGAGGGGUCUGGGCUGUCGGGCCGCACGGGGUGCAGGGGUCAAUCGAGGUGUUUAAGGAUGCUACCGUGAAUUGGGCAGAUUAUGCGAUCCCGUCGAGCUGGUGACCAUGCCGGGUUGUGGGUUGAAGACAAUUCCUUUUUCCCUCAGGCUCCGAGUCGCCAUAGCCAAAUCUCUGCCGUGGUAGGUUAGGGAGGUGCGGUUCGAUGGUUUGAUUUCAAUAGAGGAAGGCACGCUGGCGGCGGCGGCUGGCCUCUUAGGUACCUGAAAAGUCUGCUCCGGCCCUGGCCUCUCUCCCAACCAAGUAGGGAAUUUGGACCGCCGACGCAAAGCAGCUUCCUCAACCGGACGUAGGAACAUGACCAAACCCGAACUUAGAACCGAACCUUCAUUUCCCCCAUACCCAAUGGUCCA
Messenger RNA from Chaetomium fimeti, 1534 nucleotides. RefSeq lists its product as uncharacterized. Bases 145 to 1227 code for a protein of 360 amino acids. The transcript has a single exon. Lineage: Eukaryota; Fungi; Ascomycota; Sordariomycetes; Sordariales; Chaetomiaceae. The record is from RefSeq and is a predicted model, not a curated record.